Opisthocomus hoazin is the source of this 1437-nucleotide messenger RNA. The record is from RefSeq and is a predicted model, not a curated record. Lineage: Eukaryota; Metazoa; Chordata; Aves; Opisthocomiformes; Opisthocomidae.
AUGAAUCUGUUUGGUUUCAUGGCAGACCAGAAUGAAGAGACGUUGAAUACCAGUGAGUCUCCGGAGUCUGUGUCACUGGCUGAUGCCUCAGCAGAGAAGGCCACAGAAGGCUCUGACGCUGAUCUAGAGGUUGAAGAUCCUGAGGAGGCCUUUGUGGGCAUUACAGGCACAUAGCUGUACUUGGAAGCAUGCAGGCUGAUGGAGGUGGUGCCUGUCUCACACUUUAUUCAGAACUUGGCCAAGCCUUAUAUAAACCUGAACCACCAUGGUCUAGGACCCAAAGGUGUCAAAGCCAUUGCUAUUGCUCUGGUGUCCAACGCAACUGUCACCCAUCUAGAGUUGGAAGACAACUGCAUUCGGGCAGAAGGAGCCAUAUGCAUAGCAGAGAUGCUACGAGAGAAUUUCUCUCUUCAAGAACUGAACAUCUCCAAUAACCACCUAGACGCUGCAGGAGCUGAAGCCAUUGCCAGUUUGCUUUUGGAUAACAUGUCCUACCUCCAUGCUCUUCAGCUUUCAGGAAACAACUUUGGAGAGGAGACUGCAUCGUACUUUGCUGAGGCAUUAAUGGGCAAUUACCAAGUGAAGGAGCUGGAUCUUGGCCACAGUGAGUUCCAUGAGAAGGGAGGACAGCUCCUGGGACAGAUGCUCGCCAGCAACACAACACUGGAGAUUCUGGACCUGAGCUGGAACCACCUGAGGAGGAAGGGGACAGUAGCACUGAGCACAGGCCUCAGGGGCAAUGGUGCGCUGAAAAUACUCAACCUUUCUUGGAAUGGCAUUGGCAAUGAGGGAGCAGUGGCCCUCGGAGAAGCUCUUAAAGUCAAUAAUGUGCUGGUUCACCUGGACAUCAGCAACAACCAGAUCAACAAUGAGGGAGCCAAGAAGCUCUGCAAGGGCCUUGAAGUCAAUGGAAAACUGAAGCUGAGAAAAAUGGCAAAUAAUCCCCUGACCAUGGAAGGUGCCACUGCACUAGUCACAUCUGUCAGAAAGAACCCCAGAUCCAUGAUGGAGGAGAUCAACAUCUCAAAUGUGUUGGUGAAUGAAACUUUCAUCAAGUUGCUGGAUUUGGUGUGUCAAACACGUCCUGAACUAGAUGUCAUCUAUGGUGAGGUCGAAGGCUGUAUCGCCAAGAUCCCCGAGCAGCAUCCAAAUCAUAAACUGAUUCAGAAUUACUUGAAAGAACACAACCUGCAACUCUGGGACUUUUUUAGGAGUACUGACAAAGAUGGAAACACGAAGAUCCCUGUGGCAGCCUUCCGGAGAGCCUUGAUGCAGCAAUCAAGCAUCCCACUGGAUCGAGUCCAGAUUGCAGAACUAGUGCGCAAGUUAGACCGGAAUCAGACAGGGGUCAUUCCAAUCAGUCACUUAAAGGAGCAGAAGGCAGCACAGAAGCCAGCGGAAGGGAAAACCGAGGAGGAAAGAAAGGAAGAGCCAUAA